This is a messenger RNA of Tarenaya hassleriana, 486 nucleotides long. Its product is annotated as NADH-ubiquinone oxidoreductase chain 1. The annotation marks the transcript as partial. The transcript has 2 exons. Gene Ontology annotation, cellular component: membrane. Gene Ontology annotation, molecular function: NADH dehydrogenase activity. Gene Ontology annotation, biological process: aerobic respiration. The record is from RefSeq and is a predicted model, not a curated record. Lineage: Eukaryota; Viridiplantae; Streptophyta; Magnoliopsida; Brassicales; Cleomaceae.
AUGACUAUUAUAGAAAGAAAACAAUUAGCUGCUCAUCAAAGAAGAGUGGGACCUAAUACUGUAGGUUAUUAUGGAGUUCUUCAACCUUUCGCAGAUGCUCUUAAAUUAAUACUUAAGGAAACUGUAAUACCUUCUCAAUCCAAUAAAGUACUAUUUUAUUUAGCACCUGUUUCUACUUUAGUGUUUAGUUUAUUAGGUUGGGGUAUUAUUCCUUUUGGACAAGGAUUAGCUUUAUCCGAUUUUUCUUUAGGUAUAUUAUAUACUUUUGCUUUAUCUUCUUUAGGUGUAUAUGGAGUAUUAUUAGCCGGUUGGUCAGCAAAUUCUAAAUAUGCAUUAUUUAUUUUUUAUUUCAUAGCUAUACUGGCUGAAACUUCUAGAACUCCUUUUGAUUUACAAGAGGCGGAAUCAGAAUUAGUUGCUGGUUUUUUCACUGAACAUUCUUCAGUUCCUUUUGUUUUCUUCUUCCUUGGAGAAUAUUCUUCAAUU